Besnoitia besnoiti is the source of this 765-nucleotide messenger RNA. Its product is annotated as Nmda1 protein. The transcript has 6 exons. The coding region runs from base 1 to 765 and encodes 254 amino acids. The record is from RefSeq and is a predicted model, not a curated record. Lineage: Eukaryota; Apicomplexa; Conoidasida; Eucoccidiorida; Sarcocystidae. Gene Ontology annotation, cellular component: membrane.
AUGUACGCCUCUCCGUCGUACGAUAUCGAGGCCGGCGGGGUCCACCACGGCCUCGCUGGCGGACCUUACGAGAUGAGCGACAAAGUCGCGCGAGAGAUCCGCUUCGCCUUCAUUCGAAAGGUCUACGGAAUCAUCUGCUCUCAGAUCGCCUUGACCUUCGCCGUCUCGCUCCUCUUUACUGUCCACGAUGCGACGCGCCACUGGGUGCAGGUGAACGGUGACAUUCUUUUGAUUUCCGCGGGCGUCUCGGCCGUCGUCUCGCUGCUGGUGAUGACCUGCAACCCCGGCCUCACGCGCCGGUAUCCACACAACUACCUUCUUCUCUUUUUCUUCACCUUCUGCGAGGCCGUCACGGUCGGGGCGGUGUGCUCGGUCUAUGACCCACUGCUCGUUCUCCAGGCGCUCUUCGCGACCACGAUCGUCGUUGCAGGCCUCACUCUCUUCGCCUUCCAGACAGACUAUGACUUUACGUCAUGGCUGAGCGCAGUCUCCUUCUUUUUCUGGGGCGUCUUCGCAGUCGGUCUUCUGAGAGUGAUUUUCUGGCGGGCGAUGUGGAUCCAGAUUUUUGCGUGCGUUCUCUUCGCGGGCAUGUACGGCGUGUACGUUCUCAUUGACACGCACCUCCUAAUCAAACGUGGGCGCAUAUCUCUCGACGAGGACGACUACAUUCUUGCGGCGGUCUGCCUCUACACGGACAUCGUCGGACUUUUCCUUGAGCUUUUGCGUCUGCUGGCUAUCCUCGGCGGCUCAGAGCAACGCGGCUGA